Messenger RNA from Belonocnema kinseyi, 3048 nucleotides. RefSeq names its product irregular chiasm C-roughest protein-like. The record is from RefSeq and is a predicted model, not a curated record. The transcript is spliced from 12 exons. The coding region runs from base 37 to 2475 and encodes 812 amino acids. Gene Ontology annotation, cellular component: cell-cell junction. Lineage: Eukaryota; Metazoa; Arthropoda; Insecta; Hymenoptera; Cynipidae. Gene Ontology annotation, molecular function: cell adhesion molecule binding. Gene Ontology annotation, biological process: cell-cell adhesion.
AAAUUAGAUGGAAAUCUGGGUACAAAAUCAAUUUUGAUGUGGUGUUGGCUGACAGUAAAUACGCCCGCAGUAAGAGCAACUAUGCCAUCAGCACCUAAUGACUCAAUAAUAUUUUCAAUUUCAACGUAUAAGCCAGUUACAACAACCGAAGUCAUUUACCAACGUUUUGCCAUUGAACCCAUGGAUCAAACGGCAGUAAUUGGUAGUCGUGUGACUCUUCCGUGCCGGGUUCUGGACCAGAGAGGACCCAUUCAGUGGACUAAAGAUGAUUUUGGGUUAGGUGCUGUAAGAAAUCUUACAGGAUAUGAGCGUUAUGCUAUGAUAGGCAGUGAUGAAGAAGGGGAUUUCUCUUUACACAUAUAUCCAGUCGAAUUAGAAGAUGAUGGAGUAUACCAGUGCCAAGCAUCGCCAACUAAUGAUGGUCAACCGGGAUUGCGAUCGAGGUUUGCACGUUUGAGUGUUUUAGUCCCCCCUCAAAAACCGAACAUUCUUCAAGGUUCUUUUCUUGUUACCACCGAGGAUAGAGAACUGGUCAUGGAAUGCAUUAGUGUCGCUGGGAAGCCACCGGCAGAGAUUACGUGGAUUGAUGGACUCGGAAACGUGUUGCACAAUGGCAUUCAAACGAAAUAUGAACAAUUUCAAGAUGGCCCACUGUCUAAUGUAAGGUCUGUUUUAACGGUCAUGCCACGAAAGGAACAUGACAACACAACGUUCACUUGUCAAAGUCAAAACGCAGCAGACCGAACUCCACAAAAUGCUAAGCUUAGAGUAGAGGUACGUUACGCUCCGAAAGUUUCGUUGAAGAUUCGUUCCGGUUUGUCAAAAAACAGCAGGAUUAUAGAAGGAUCAGAACUUAGAUUUAGAUGCCGUGCAGAAGCGAAUCCCCCGAACAUGGAAUACAGAUGGUACAUCAACGAAAAGAAGGUAAUUGGGGAUUACACAACGGAAAUGAUCAUUCACAAUGUAACUCGAGAACUUCAUGAUGCCAUCGUAAAAUGUGAAGUUCACAACGAUGUUGGAAAAAGUGAAGAAACUGAAACACUGGAUGUGACGUAUGGUCCACAAUUUCGCCAUCCACCAAGUUCUGUUGAAACACACUAUGGAUCGACUGAAGUUCUACAAUGCGACGUAGAUGGCAAUCCGUCACCCGAAAUCUUAUGGAUUCAUGAAGAGUCCGACAGAGUAGUUGCAACAAGUUCUAACAUAAGUAUUCUUGUUAGUCAAGAAACAGCUGGUCGGUACUGUUGUAAAGCUCAUGUAGAUGGAUUUUCAGAAUUAACCGGUUUUGCCAGCAUCUAUAUACGGGCUUCACCUAAAAUAAUCUCACAAAGAACUCAAUACGUUCCAGACGAAGGAGUUAUUAAGGUAAAGUGUGUGGCCAUAUCGGUACCCAGGGCUGAUUCAGUCGUUUGGAAAUUCGCAGGACGUGAGUUAAAUUUUUCACCCAACAAUACCUCGUUCACUGUUCACGAAGAGUAUAAUUCCGAAAGAGUUAUAAGCACAAUUAUUUUUCUCGAACCAGCUUCUUUGUAUUUCGGAAAUUAUAAUUGUACAGUUAUCAACAGCUAUGGUUCGGAUUCAGCUCUCAUCAAUCUCACGACACACACAUUGAUUCCAGUUGACUGGCAACUAAUUUUGAUCGUCGUGGGCCUCGUGAUUUGUGCAAUACUAGUUGGCGUGAUUAUUGUACUUAUUCUACAUUGUCGGGAUCGUAUUAAGCAACCGAGGCCAAGACUAGCACAAUCUCAGGAAAAUGACGUUCAAGAGACCGAUUCAAGUGCUGAUCGUUAUCGAGAGAGUGAUCGAAGCAGCAACCUCUCGGAUGUCAAAGCAGAUAUACGGGCAGGAUCUAGUGUUAGUAACGCAGAAAGUGUCAUAGCUCUUGAUAGUGAAGGAGAAGGCAGUACAAGAGGUAUAAAUGCUCUUGCUCUUGCUGGACCGGUAGUGAAUCCAAUUGCAAGUUAUCGUUACAGCGCAGAUUAUACUGAACCAACAUUUCCACCAAAAAGUAACGAUGGAAGCAAUAAUAAUGGUUAUGUCCCAUACGUGGAUUAUACGCGGGAUUAUUUGCCACCAACUACUCCAGGCAUGGGGUCUUCUCGCGAAUCUCUCAGUCGUAUUCCUUUAAGUGGAGUAUUAGGAUCUAAGAAAAUAGGAUUCAGUUCUUCUAACCUAGACUCGACCCCAGCACAAACGACAAUAAUUGACCCUCGUUAUUCUGCUACCUAUGGCAAUCCUUACCUGAGAACGCCAGUAGCAGAGCAAUUUAGGCAUGCUCCACACGCAGCUAUACCAGGAGUUACGCCAGCUCCUCCUCCAUAUACGUCAGCUAUGAGAAUGAAUAGUUUGAAUACGCUGAACGGUGCUGGACCACAGACUCCUCAGGCUGCACAUUACAUCACUGGAGGAUCGAAUGGUGGUAUCACAACUGUUAAGCGUUCUUUAGGAGUAAGCACUCUUGCAACUCACGUAUGAGACAGGAGAAUUGAUUCCACUUAGAAUCAAAAGCAAAUAUAUUCUAUUGUAUGUCAUACUAGGUAAUUUACUAAUUUUUAAAUUUGAGAGAUAACUUGAGAAAUCACUUGUAAUAUCUAAAAAGUCUAAAGCACAAUGUGUAUCUUGAUAACAUACCGAAUUUUGAUCAGCCGCCUCACUUCACAUAUUUUUUUAGAUGAUCUUGAGGUUCAAGAGUCCUUUACUAGUUUACUUGUAAAAAUGUUAAUAAUCUAGUCUUUCGCAAAAAAAAUUGUUUUUCCGAAACGCCGAAUAGAAGGAAAAAAUGCAUAUCCAUUUUUUAUGAUUUUUUGGAAUCAUUACAAGGAUUGCCAAUUUACCAGGAUUACCGAUAAGUUAAAAAAACAAUCAAUAGCGAGGGCUUCAUAGUGCAUCAGAGUGAAAACAAUUAUUAAUUGCAUAUUUAAAUGUUGAAAAAAUACAAACGUUUUUUUUAUGGGUAAAAUAAUAUCUGCAAACUUUUAUAUGUAUAUUUUUCAGUGACAAAUAACUUACUGUAUUUAGUUGCAUAUAAGCAGCACACGAUUAUAAGCC